This is a messenger RNA of Lolium rigidum, 3268 nucleotides long. Its product is annotated as disease resistance protein PIK6-NP-like. Gene Ontology annotation, biological process: defense response to other organism. The transcript has 4 exons. Bases 241 to 3120 code for a protein of 959 amino acids. NCBI's taxonomy places the organism in Eukaryota, Viridiplantae, Streptophyta, Magnoliopsida, Poales, Poaceae. Gene Ontology annotation, molecular function: ADP binding. The record is from RefSeq and is a predicted model, not a curated record.
AUAGUAUGAGGUGACCCACCGCCGAUCUCGCCUUGUCUCCUCCUUCUCGUCAUCCUAUUCGUAGCCAUCUGCUUCUUGGGUUUAAAUCGACUCAGCGUGGAGAAAAGGAAAACUGUGGAGAAAAGGAAUACUGUUCAAAGUGAUCUCUGAGUUGCUACUGGUGAUCUCCGUAGGGUAUAACAGCAAAUAUCCAGCUGUUCAGUGCCUCCACUUAUAAUUGACAAAUCGAGAGCUGAGGCCAUGGAGGCGGCUCUAGUGAGUGUGGCGACGGGCGUUCUAAAACCUGUCCUGGGAAAGCUAGCUGCUCUGCUUGGCGAGGAGUACAAGCGUUUCAAGGGUGUGCAUGGCGAUAUCAGGUUCCUCAUAGAUGAACUUGCUGCCAUGCACGCGUUUCUUCUCAAAAUGUCAGAAGAGGAGGAUCUGGAUUUGCAAGAAAAAGUAUGGAUGACGGCGGUGCGCGAGCUGUCCUAUGGCAUGGAGGACUGCAUCGACGACUUCAUGGAACAUGUCAAUGACAAAGUUAUCAAGCCAGAUGGACUCAUUGAAAAUAUCAAGACCUCACUGUGGAAGUUGGGGAAGCUGAAGGCUCGUCGUCGGAUUGGCAACGUGAUCCAAGAUAUGAAGAAGCAAACCAUUGAGGUUGGCGACAGGAAUGAGCGGUACAAGACUCGUGAUGCCUCCUUCAGCACCAUCAAUUUCUCUCGGAUCGUUAAGGCAGCUGUUGACCCUAGAGCUCUUUCUAUGUUUGAGCAUGCCUCCAAACUUGUUGGAAUUGAUCAACCCAAAGCUGAUAUUAUCAAAUUGUUGACUGAACGUGGAUCAACUAAAGAACAACCGAAGUUGGUGUCCAUCGUAGGAUUUGGAGGAAUGGGAAAGACAACUCUUGCAAACCAAGUGUUUCAAGACCUCAAAGGCAAAUUCCAAUGUCGGGCAUUCUUAUCAGUGUCGCGAAAUCCGGAUAUGAUGAAUAUCUUAAGAACUAUUUUUAGUGAAGUUAGCGGCCAAGAUUAUUCUAACACUAAAGCAGGGAGUAUACAACAACUCAUCGGCAGGAUCUUGGAUUUCUUAACAGACAGAAGGUAUUUUGUUGUCGUUGACGAUAUAUGGGACAUGGAUACAUGGUGUAUUAUUAAGCUUGUAUUCCCCAUGACUAGUUCUGGCAGUAUCAUAAUCACCACUACUCGGAUAAACGAUGUUGCUGAAUCAUGCCGCAGCUCUUUUGGAGGCGAAAUUUACAAUAUAAGCCCGCUUACUAUGGUGCAUUCAAGAGAAUUAUUUCGCAGAAGACUAUUCGACUCUAAAGAAGAUCUCCCGUCACACCUUGAGAAAGUUUCUUGUGAAAUUUUGAAAAAAUGUGAUGGCUUACCUCUGGCAAUCAUUGCUAUAUGUGGCUUGUUGGCUAACAAAGAGAGAAGAGAGGAUGUAUGGAAUCAGGUGAAAGAUUCAAUUGGUCGUGCACUAGAAAGAAAUCCCAGUGUUGAAAGGAUGAUGAAGAUCCUGUCACUGAGUUACUUUGAUUUGCCUCCUCAUCUGAAAACCUGCCUAUUAUAUCUGAGUAUCUUUCCGGAAGAUUCUCUUAUUAUGAAGAAAGGUCUUAUAUGGAGGUGGAUUGGUGAAGGAAUCAUUCAUACGGAUGACAGAUAUACAGUGUAUGAGCUAGGAGAAAUGUGUUUUAAUGAGCUCAUCAAUAGGAGUUUGAUCCAACCUUUUAAGACAGGUAAAUUUGGUAAGGUGAAGGGUUGUCGAGUUCAUGAUACAAUUCUUGAUUUCCUCAUAUCCAAAUCCAUCGAAGAGAACUUCCUUACUUUGGUUGGUGUUCCCAUACCAACAAUUAGGACACAAAGCAAAGUUGUUCGUCGACUUUCUCUACAAGUCGGCGACCAAGGAAGUUCAACAAUGCGAACAGGUCUGGUGUUGUCUCAUGUCCGAUCACUUAACAUGUUUAGAAAUUCCCUGAACAUGCGUACUUUGAAGGAGUUCACACAUCUGCGUGUUCUAGACUUGAAGAGUUGCUCAAAUUUGGAUGAACAUCAUCUUGAUAAUAUAGCGAGUCUGUUCCAUCUGAGGUACCUGAACCUCCAAAGUACAAGAAUAAAUGAGCUUCCAGAAAAAAUCGGCCGUUUAGGGUGCUUAGAGAUGUUGGACCUAAGAGGCACCAAUGUAUUGGAAUUACCUGCAUCUAUUGUUAACCUCACAAAAUUGUCGCGUCUACUUGUUAGCAAUUUGGUUAAAUUUCCUAAUGGGAUUGCGAAGAUGCAAGCACUGGAGACGUUGAAGCAGGUUAGCGUCUCCAAUCAGCCAUAUGAAUUCUUGUGGGGCCUGGGCCAGCUAACCAAUUUGAGGAAUCUUGUCCUUGUCCUUCCCCAUCCCGAAGCUGAUUCUGACAAUAAAGAUACAAAUGUGGUUGGGGAGGAUUACAACAAAGAUAUCCUCUCUUCCUUGUGUAAGCUAGGCACCAAAAACCUCUCCUCUAUGACUAUUUGGAACGGGAGCAGCCUCUUACUGGAAGAUUUGUGCCUGCUUAACCUGAAGAAGCUUAUUAGUUGUUCUUCAACCGUCCAACGGGUUCCGAAAUGGGUGAAAUCCCUUAGAAACCUCCAAGAGCUACGCCUUGAAUUGGAGGGAGUCAAGCAGGAUGAUCUCUGCAUCCUUGGAGCCUUACCCACUUUGCUUAUUCUGCAUCUUAAGGAGGCAAAGCAGUCAAACGAAAAGCUCAGAAUCAGUGGUGAAGUUGGGUUCCUAUUCUUGAGAAAUUUCUUUUAUAUGGCAGAAUUUCACCCAGUAGAUUUGAUGUUUGUGGCAGGAUCCAUGCCCAAGCUAGAAAGGCUCGAGCUUAAUUCUUGGUUCGCAGUUCAGCUAGAGUGUCUGGAUUUUGGAAUCAAGAAUCUCCCCUGCCUCAUUACCGUGGAAUGUGAAGUAGAUGGCAACUGUGGCAUUCUUGAAGCCAUAGAGACUGCCAUGGAGAGAGCAGCGAGCACACAUCCUAACCACCCUACUCUAUUUUUUAAGAAGCUUGACAUAGGUAGUUACUUGCAUCAAAGGGUUGAUUUUGAGCAAACAAGGAAAGUAAUCUUUGAUGAAUGGAGCGAAGGACCAGGAAGUCCGCUGGAGGGCCGCUGAUUCUCUUUUAUUGUACACCAAUAGACUGUAGUCUCUCAGUUGGAUAAUGUAUGACAUUCAUGCUUUCAUAUCCAACAUUGGUCAAACAUUUAUUGUUCAACAUGUGGUUUCAUUUGAUGUGAUAAGAAAAUGUUUAAUUGUUGUUUGA